AUGGGUCUGUUUCUCUCCAAGCUAAUGGAUGUAUUCUCACAGUUUUCUCAUGAUCACGCCAGGAUUUUAAUGCUGGGCCUUGAUGCUGCAGGUAAGACGACGAUACUAUACAAAAUCAAGCUGAACGAGAACGUGCACACGAUCCCAACUAUAGGGUUUAACGUGGAGACGGUAAGCCCGUGUAAGGGCAUCUCUUUCACAGUAUGGGACGUUGGCGGUCAGGACAAAAUCAGGCCUCUCUGGGCACACUACCUCCAGAAUACUGAAGGGUUGUUGUAUGUAGUAGACAGUGCUGACAGAGAACGUUUGGAAGAGGCCAGAUACGAAUUAUCCACAAUCCUGGAGAGUGACGAGAUGAGAGACGUACCUGUCGUGGUCAUCGCUAACAAACAAGAUCUGCCAGGGGCUAUGAGAACUUCAGAAAUUGCCGAUGGACUUCAUCUCACGAAGAUGCGGAAUCGCAAGUGGUACAUCCAUGGAGCAUGCGCAGUGAAUGGUGACGGAAUCUACGAAUCAUUGAGCGAAAUGGCCAGUCUUGUAAAAGAAUUUAAAAAGUCUCAUAGAGGGCACUGAUAACUUUUUUCCUUGGGCAGACAUUGAUUCGAAUUUUGUCAACAAACUCCAGGCGUUACUAAAGAUCUUUCCCAGCACUGAAAGGGGAGCCUCCCGCCUUGUCCAGCUAGUGCACUCAGCCAUGCGAAAAUUAGACUGUCAAAGUGGCAUGGUGACACCGCACCGCUAGACUGACCCAUACACAACUCAUAAUAUGGAUAUUCUUUCAUCUGUGUUUUCCCCCUAAAUCUGUGUUCCCACCGUAAAUCUGUGUUUCCACCGUAAAUUCCACACAGAAAGGCUUUGUUAAGCUAUGAAAGUAAUCAGUAUACUUUCAGUAUUACUAUGCAGCUUUCUUUUGGAUUCCAACAUUAUGAGAGGAACCAUGCAUUUGUGAUGUAUACUGAUAUAUUCUUACAAAUGAAUUUCCUACCUUUGUAAGCCAAUGUGAUCCAUGCAUUUGUGAUAGACACUGAUAUGUUUUCACAAACGAAUUUCCCUUUGUAGACAAUGCGAGCCAUGUACUUGAGAUACAUAGUGGUAUAUUCUCACAAACGAAUUUCUCUUUGUAAGCCCAUGUGAUACAUAUUUGUGAUACAUACUGAUAUUUUUUACCAACUAAUUUCCCUUUGUAAACCAAAGCGAACAAUGUAUUUGAGAUACGUACUGAUAUAUUCUCACCAACGAAUAUCACUUUGUAACCCAGUGUACUGUAUGUAAUAGGCCUACCUCUGAGUUUCUGAUUCUUCUGUCACCAGAAAAGAAAGUGUUUUAACAUAUUAGGCUACAAUUAAACGAUUGCAUGCAUUCUUAUUCUGUUACAUAACUCACUUAACUCUAUUUACAUAUGAAUUCUUGUGUUGUUAUGAUUAUAUUUUUGUACGGAAAAAAUACAAACCCUAGUU
Molecule: messenger RNA, 1457 nt
Organism: Liolophura sinensis
Lineage: Eukaryota; Metazoa; Mollusca; Polyplacophora; Chitonida; Chitonidae
Exons: 4
Coding region: 1-573 (190 amino acids)
Molecular function (GO): GTPase activity; GTP binding
Source: RefSeq, a predicted model, not a curated record